Messenger RNA from Fonsecaea multimorphosa CBS 102226, 2268 nucleotides. RefSeq lists its product as uncharacterized. The coding region runs from base 1 to 2268 and encodes 755 amino acids. The record is from RefSeq and is a predicted model, not a curated record. Lineage: Eukaryota; Fungi; Ascomycota; Eurotiomycetes; Chaetothyriales; Herpotrichiellaceae. The transcript has a single exon.
AUGGACGAGUCUGAGGUAGAAAAGCUCAGGGCAGCGCUUCGCGCCGCUGAAAGACGUGCAGACACGGCAGAACAGCGUGCAGACUCGGCAGAACAGCGUGUAGACACGGCAGAACAGCGUGCAGACACGGAACGACAGCGUGCAGACACGGAACGACAGCGUGCAAACACGGAACGACAGCGUGCAGACACGGCAGAACAGCAGAUAGCGAAAACCUCCUUUCCUCAAUUCAUCCAGCUAUGCCACGAACAAUUUACCGUUCCUCUUCGCGUCGAAAGUAACCUCGCCCUCACGACAAUAGGAUCAAUCACCAAACCUCAAGCAAAGAAACAUCCAACCAAUCUUCGUCCGUGGGAGGAUUUUCCCCAUAUGCACCAACGCGUCUUUGACGCCGCAUACAAUGUCUUGUGCAAAGACGGCGGACGACCCUUGUUCCCCCCCAGAAUUGCGCUUGAAGUGUUUGGAAAUCUCUGUGGCCAUCCUCUCACGAGCGAGAAAGAUUUGGAAUCCUACGAUCGUUUUGCUGUGGGAAUGCAGGUACAAGAGGUGUUGCGGCAGCUGCUGUCUUCGGGUGACGCACAACACUUAGUGAAUGGAUGCGCCGGCGUUGAAUUUUCCAAUUAUCUCAACGCACUACAACAGGGGCAGGCAGGAGCGAGCGGAAGGCCACGACCCUCAGCGAUAGAUCCGGCGUGCGUCUUUCGAGACUCCGACGGGAAGCGCAGUCUGCUUUUAGUUCGUGAGUACAAGGCGGCGCACAAACUCAGUCCUGAGCACUUACGAGCUGGGCUUCGGCCAAUGGAUGUUCGAGACGAAGUUGUUCAGCGCACUACCAUUCCUAACGAUCCGGCCGGGAAAAUCCAGUACCACGCCGAUCGACUAGUGGCCGCGGCGGUGACACAGACUUUUGAGUACAUGAUCGACAAUGGUCUCGAGUACGGCAGUUUCACCACGGGAGUCGCCGAAGUCUACUUGCGCGUGCUGGAAGAUGAUCCUGCAACGGUCUAUUACUAUCUGACCGAGCCGCAGCUUGACGUAGUGCCUACCGACCCAAACGGUUUUCGAUACCCCUUUACUGCUGUCAGCCGGUUGCUCGGAUUUUGCCUCAUGGCCAUGCAUUCUCCUGUGCGAUCACAGAGCUGGCGGCAGUCUGCAUUGAAAAAGUUACACCUUUGGGUGGAAGACUUCGAGGAGAUACUCCGUCAAAUUCCGGACGACGAGCGGCACCAGUCACCCCAUGGCUCAGAAUAUUCCUCCCCUCAGUAUCCCGUCGAUCCUCGGUCGCCUUCCUUGUUACGCAAGCGGAAGUUGAUCCUGGAACGAGACGAUGAACAUGGGGCUGCCUCAUUUAGAUCCGACUCCUCGUCCGAGGACUCUGGCGACACCACCUCAGCCAUGCCUGAAACGCCAACGCGAGGCACCACGGCGAAGCGGAAGCGUACUUCAACGGAUAAUUCGUCUGGGCUUGGAGCGACGCUAUCUGGAGCAUCCAGACAACAGCAACAACAAACGAGGCCAUACUGCACCAUGAAGUGCCUUGUCGGCUUACGCUUACGGCGGUCUCUCGACCCAGCCUGCCCCAAUUACGCCCAACAUCGAUUGUUGCCAAAUACCGUUGUCCAUGAAAUUGGCCUCAACGACCUAGUCGAUCGAGUACGAUGCCAGCUCAAUGCUGACAUGGACCACAAUUGCGACCCUCUCGGCAUUCAAGGCGCGCGGGGUGUUUUGUUCAGGGUGACGGAGGUGUCUCACGGAUACACGUUUGUAGCCAAAGGCACCAUUGAUGAACUCCGUCAGCAUCUCCGCCAUGAGGGGCAAGUGUACCAGCGACUAUUGCCUAUCCAAGGCUCUGCGACUCCUGUCUACCUGGGGAAUAUCGAUCUCGACCAUCCUUACUUUUACGACGUUGGAGUCAAAAUUGUUCACAUGGUUUUGAUGUCCUGGGGAGGGUUUUCGUUGUAUGAGCGCUCCCCAGCUAUCGACGGCAGCUUGCUUGAAAGAGAGAAACAGCGAUCGAUGCGUGAGGUUUCGCAACUCUUGGUGGUUCAUGGGGACUUGCGGUUGCCGAAUAUGUUGUGGAACGACGAGGCGCAGCGAGUGCUUCUGAUCGACUUUGAACGUGCGCACCUACAGCCACAGAAACGGAAGAAAGGGCAUCACUCCGAUUCCGAGAUCUCGCCCUUAAGAGGCCUGGAGAGACAGCGACGUCGAGAUUUCGCUGCUGACCAUCCACUGCGCCUGAUGCAGAGCACCCCUCCUUGCACCUGA